Mizuhopecten yessoensis (Yesso scallop) is the source of this 2234-nucleotide messenger RNA. RefSeq names its product sodium-dependent glucose transporter 1-like. NCBI's taxonomy places the organism in Eukaryota, Metazoa, Mollusca, Bivalvia, Pectinida, Pectinidae. Gene Ontology annotation, biological process: transmembrane transport. The transcript is spliced from 4 exons. The record is from RefSeq and is a predicted model, not a curated record. Bases 338 to 1822 code for a protein of 494 amino acids.
CAUGGUAGUGCAUUGUAUUGACACAGUUAUCCAUUUGGGUUAACACUACAUCAGAAUUGAACCGGAGUACACAAUUUAAUGUCACAAUACAAAAACAAUUAGAUGACUUCAGCCAAGGCAUGAUUUCAACCGAGUUCGCUGCCUGUGCACAACAAACUGCUAUAGUUAACAAGGCUCGUGUGUACACAAUUGUUUUUGUCGAGAGCUCGUGGAAUCAGAUUUGUGUUAUACUAGCGCCACCGUUGCUGGUCACGUGGAGUAGUUAAGCAGGUCAUCUAUAGUCAGCGUGUAUUAUACACACUGAUUUUUAGGACGUGGUGGAGACACACACAGAAAAAUGACAAUGGAUACAGAGCUCAAGUAUGGAGUCCCAGGGUCAGAACAGGAGGCUGUCCCCAUGCAAAAGGAUGACGAAUAUGAUGAGGACAACAAGGUGCCAGAGGUCAAGCCAUCGUCGUUCUACGCUGAACUAAGAGACAACAAGGUCACAAGGUUACAGGUCAUUCGCAGUAUCUGUGUGUCGUCAGCGUACGUUGUGAUGGGGUGGAUAAAAGGUCAGCUUGGUCCAGCAUUUCCGGACGUCAUUCGCAUUUCUGGGGUUGAUCUUCAGAAAGGAUCGGCUUUUAUGACAGCAUACUACACAGGUCGAUUCCUGGGAUCUUUACUAGCAGGGGUCAUUUAUUCUAGGAUGAAUAAAUUCCUUUUAUUUGGGAUUUCUUUGGUUAUGUUUGGUCUUGUUGUGGGCUCCAUACCGUGGUGCGUUCUCUACGAGCUGAUGAUCUUCGCUCAUGUCGUGCUGGGUAUCUUUGGAGGUAUCCUAGCUGUUGCAAUCUAUUCCGAGUCAGUGCUAAUUUGGGGACCUACGGGAAGAGGACGCUCAUACCUUAUGAUUCAUGGCGCGAUAUCAAUCAUUGCAAGUGUACUCGCACCUAUAGCGACAGGACCAUUCCUCGCAAAGAGACAUGCUUAUAUCUUCAAUUCGUCUUCCUUGGCUCCAACCAACGUUUCAGUCGCUGAUAACUCCACAUCAUCCGUUGCGAAUAUUAGCUUUGGAAGUCAUUAUAAUGAAACCGCAUUACGCGAUCCUUAUGACAAUCCAUCUCAACUCUAUAUUGCAUAUUCAAUUUCAGCUGGACUGUGUAUGGUAAUUGCUCUGCCUUUUUUCAGAUUGUUCCGAUUUUCAAAAUCCAACAAAAUGUCAUUCGUCACAAAGGAGAAAAACAAAUUCAUAGGAACUUUUUCGAUAUUUCUUAAACGUCUUCAGUUGUUUAAUGUUGGUGUCUAUAGUUUAUUCCAUAAUGCAGUUGAUUUUACCUUUACGGGAUAUCUGAGUACAUUCUGCGUAAAAUAUCUUCAUUGGACGAACAUGUCAGGAGCAAUGCUCACGUCUACUGCCUUUUUUACCAGACUUUUGGGAAGUAUAUGUGGCAUAGUUCUUGUCCGUUUUUUCAAAUCUCAUACACUUUUAUUACUGUCGACUACUGCAUACACACUUGGAUUUGUAGGACUAACUGUAAGUGCACAUGCCUUCAGCGACGUUGGUGUCUGGGUAUCUGUAUGCGUCAUCGGAAUCCCCUUUGGUCUUGUCUGGCCAAAUUUCUUGAGUUGGAUAAAUGCAAGUUUGAUUCCAGUUAGAGGCGAAAUAUCUAGUUUUAUAAAUGUAACGGCAUUUUUAGGGGCUCUGCUUGCGCCAAUGCUAUUCGGUUAUAUGAUGGACGAAGUGUCGCUUCUUUGGUUUUGCUAUCUGUGUGUAGCGAAGUCUAUAGUUAACAUCAUAAAUGCCUUUCUGAUAUUAUGUUACUCUAAGUUAAUGAAGAAGUAAAUGUAGUAUAUUAUUUCUUGUUUAAAAAAUCAUAAAAUACUUACACGGUGUGAUUCCAAUCCGCACCGUAUACAUACGUUAUAGUUGCUGUAAAACAUCUUAGAGGUAUUAAAAAUGUAGAUAAUAAUGGAAACAUCUUCCUUUUCUGCUUUUUGAUUUUCAAAUGACGACUAUGCUCAUUUUGCGUUUCUUCAUUUAUUCUUUGACUGGAAAUUAUGAACUUAGCCACCACAGAUACAAUGGUAGGGGAUGUUAAAUGCUAAUCCAGAAUUAAUAAAAGUUACCUAGAUCACUGUUACUUCUAAAAUCAAAAUGAUAGAACUGAUUAAAAAAGCUAAAAAUUGUCUUAUAAUGCAUCAAGGUGAAUUACUGAUAUUUUAUCAGUUUCUUCGUUCUACUAUCUUGAGCUUGA